AAAGGAGAACAGAUAGGCCAGUUUAACCUGAUUGACGCACCUUCUCGAAGCUCCCUAUUACAAAAACUAAAAUCCUCCGGCGUCGCGGCGUCACCGUCCUAUCAAGGAACGCCACCAUCGAAGCCCCUAGCCACCGUCGGAGUAGCGGUUUUGUGAGUGUGUUUGGUGUUGUUAGUUGGAUGCAGAUAAGAGAUGCCACCAAAGCAACAGUCAAAAGCCGAUAUAGCGAAGAAGCAGAAGAUCGUCGAAGACAAGACCUUCGGGCUCAAGAACAAAAACAAGAGCAAGAAUGUACAGAAAUAUGUACAGAGUCUCAAGCAAUCUGUACAGCCCAAACCCGACGCUACUAAGGUCGCAGCUAAGAAGAAGAAAGAGGAAGACAAGGCCAAAGAGAAGGAGCUGAACGAUUUGUUCAAGGUUGCUGUUAGCCAGCCCAAAGUUCCUAUUGGUGUUGAUCCCAAGUCUAUAUUGUGCGAGUUCUAUAAAGUGGGGCAGUGUGCUAAAGGUUUCAAAUGCAAAUUCUCCCACGAUUUGAAUGUUCAGAGAAAAGGAGAAAAGAUUGAUAUUUAUAGUGAUAAGCGUGACCAAGAAACGAUGGAGGAUUGGGAUCAAGAGACCUUGGAAAAGGUUGUGGAGUCAAAGAAAACGGAGUAUAAUCAGAACAAACCUACUGAAAUUGUUUGCAAAUACUUUCUGGAAGCUGUGGAGAAGAAACAAUACGGCUGGUUUUGGGUCUGCCCAAAUGGUGGUAAAGAUUGUCAUUAUCGGCAUGCUCUUCCUCCAGGAUAUGUAUUAAAAUCUCAGAUGAAGGCUCUGUUAGAGGAAGAGAGUGAAAAGAUGCCUAUUGAGGAGGAGAUUGAAAAUGAGCGUGCCAAAGUAACGACUUCAACCCCUAUGACUCCUGAGUUAUUCAUGAAAUGGAAGCAAAAGAAGAUAGAAGAGAGAGAUGCUGGUUUGGCUGCACAGAGGGCAGAGAGAGCUAAGAAUGAUCGUAUGAGUGGCCGUGAGCUAUUUUUAUCAGAUGCUAGUAUUUUUGUGGAUGAUGCUGAGGCAUACGAGGAAUAUCAAAGAGAGGAACGACCUGAUGCUCCUGAAGAAAAGGCCAAUGUUAAAUCUUCCACUGAUGGACCAAGUACCUCAGCAACAUCCGUGGGCAAUGUUGAAGAAGAAGAAGAAGAUGAUGAUGAUGAUGAUGAACUGGACAUGGAUGAGUUAAAUGAGCUGGAAGCAAGCCUGGCAAAAACAUCAAUCCAAAUUCAGGAGCCUGGCUGUGUCAAUUAAUUUUGAGAUGCAGAGUAUGCGGUCUACAUGCCUUUUAAAGUGUCGACUUCGUGAUCCUGCUGGAGGAGGAUGUCCUUGACCUGUAACCAAUUGACAAGCUGUUGAUGUGUUUUUGCGAGAUUUUUCAGAAGUCGUGAGCCUUUCCUGUUUUUGGCAAUACCUGUUUACAUGAUACCUUCUAUUUAUGAUAUUAAAUGGGUUUCGAGUUUUAUGCAUGUUUGCACCGUAUGGCUUUUGCAAAUUGUAUCUAGUUUUGACGCUAGUUUCCCCCCUAUUGAAUAAUAUUUAGGCAGAGGAUCAUAAACGUGAUAGUAGGUUGAUAAUUUCUUGAGCAUUGAUGUACAUCAGCGCUACCUUUUGUUUGAAAUCAUGUGAUUUGGCUGA
Hevea brasiliensis (rubber tree) is the source of this 1665-nucleotide messenger RNA. RefSeq names its product zinc finger CCCH domain-containing protein 11. The transcript is spliced from 8 exons. Gene Ontology annotation, molecular function: metal ion binding; mRNA binding. Gene Ontology annotation, biological process: cytoplasmic translation. Gene Ontology annotation, cellular component: cytosol. Bases 193 to 1281 code for a protein of 362 amino acids. The record is from RefSeq and is a predicted model, not a curated record. Lineage: Eukaryota; Viridiplantae; Streptophyta; Magnoliopsida; Malpighiales; Euphorbiaceae.